This is a messenger RNA of Acanthosepion pharaonis, 891 nucleotides long. The record is from the annotation of a GenBank genome assembly. NCBI's taxonomy places the organism in Eukaryota, Metazoa, Mollusca, Cephalopoda, Sepiida, Sepiidae.
AUGCCCUCCCACCGACUUACCUUCCUUCAUCCGCACCGCACUUUCCCUUGUCUCUUUUAUUUUAGGAAACAAUGCACACAUGAUAAGGCAGAGAAAAUAAUCUAUUGUCUGUUCAUUAUCUAUCUAUCUAUCUAUCUAUCUAUAUAUAUAUAUAUAUAUAUAUAUAUAUAUAUAUAUAUAUAUAUAUAUAUAUAUUCAUAUAUAUAUCUAUCUAUCUAUCUAUCUAUCUAUCUAUCUAUCUAUCUAUUCACCCUCUCUGUUCAUCUAUCUGUCUAUCAGUCUAUUCAUCUAUCUAUCUAUCUAUCUAUCUAUCUAUCUAUCUAUCUAUUCAGUAUCUAUCUAUCUAUCUAUCUAUCUAUCUAUCUAGUAUCUAUCUGUCUGUUCAAUAUCUAUCUAUCUAUCUAUCUAUCUAUCUAUCUAUCUAUCUAUCUAUCUCUAUCUAUCUAUUCUUUUCUCUCUAUCUUAAACUUUUCCUCUUUCCUUUUCUUCUUCACAACUAUGUUCUUUAGAAUAUGUAUGUUUAUAAGUCUACACAUUACUUACAUAACUUGGUUUGUUCAUAUCUAUCUAUCUAUCUAUCUAUCUAUCUAUCUAUCUAUCUAUCUAUCUCUUAGCCUUUUUCUAUCUAACUUAUACAUUUCUUUCUUUCUAUUAUCUAUCUAUCUAUCUAUCUAUCUAUCUAUCUAUCUAUCUAUCUAUCUAUCUAUCUAUCUAUCUAUGUCUGUCACUCUCUCUGUUCAAUAUCAAUCUAUCAGUCUAUUCAGUAUCUAUCUAUCUAUCUAUCUGCGAGUGUGUGGCAAUUUAUUUGUCUAUUCUCUCGCUUGGUAUUUUCGUUACUUAUAUCUAUCUAUCUAUCUAUCUAUCUAUCUAUCUAUCUAUCUAUAUAUAUGA